Molecule: messenger RNA, 4062 nt
Organism: Medioppia subpectinata
Lineage: Eukaryota; Metazoa; Arthropoda; Arachnida; Sarcoptiformes; Oppiidae
Source: the annotation of a GenBank genome assembly
GGCAGUCAUAUAAAGACUGAAUGCGAUGUCACCGAAACUGAUGCCACAGAUGGACAACAAUUAACCGUCAAAUCGAUUGAAAAGACAUACGAUUUGAAUGAUAAACGAGUGGAUAAGGAAUGUAUUGUCCGACAAACGGAUCCAACGAUUAGACAAAGAGUUGGUCCACAAAGAGUGAGUCAAUCCAUAGAAGCGUUGAACAAAAAGGUGACGAUAAGAGUGAUCAACAAAAUCGCGACUCAAAACACACCGAAGACUGCGAUCGCAACUCAAAGCCAAUCACAGGACAAGAAAGUGGUUUAUUUGGUCGUAAACUCUGGUAACCAAAUGACUGGACAAACCUCUGGAACCAGUGCUUCGGGACAACAAUUAAUGCUCGUUUCGUUAGGGAAAGUACUUCGAUGUCAUGUCAUUGACUGUCAAUUCAAAUGCCAUUCAAUGGAUUCAUUGCAAACUCACCUUAAAGUACACGACAGGAGUUUUCAACCGCAACCGAUGGCUGGCUUUGCGUCACUCAAAGAACAGCGCGAAGUGAUUGACAAACAGUGUUACGACUCGACCACUAAUUCAUAUCAUUGCCGACAAACUGGUUGUCAGAAGCGGUUCCAGUUAUACGAAAGUUUAGUUAAACACCUGAAGCAUAUUCAUUGCGAACGGCUGUACAUUUGUUACGACCCGAACUGUGGUAAGCGUUUCAAGAGAUGUGAUACCGUCCGCAACCACUAUAAUACCAUUCACUCGGAGGUUAAGCCCCCGAAGCCGUUCGGGUGUCCGGUCGACGGCUGUGAUCAACGAUAUCCGUCGGCGUCUUCAUUGGCAAUACAUGUUAAGAGUCACGACAAUCACGAGCGCCUGGAAAGGGAUCGCCGGCGCCGAGAGUUGAUCGAUAAGUGUUACGACUCGACCACCGAUUCAUACCAUUGCCGACAAACCGGUUGCGAGAAGUCUUUCAAGAACUAUGAAUGUCUUUAUAAACACAUGAAACAGACACACGUGGAAAGGGCUGUAAUCUGCGACCACUCGGACUGCGAUAAGCGAUUCAAAAGACAGGACGUGAUGAGAGAGCACUACAAGAGAAUUCAUGGAACCGUUCGUGUGAUUAAGUGUCCGAUCGGCGAAUGCGGUCUCCAAUACAGGCGACCAUCGGAACUGAACCAACACAUGGUUACGGCUCACCCGUCAGAGUAUACCCUUUACUUAAGGGAUAGACGCGCGAAACUAUCGAAGGGUACGGGCUUUCGGUGCCAACACCCGGGCUGUGGCCGAGGGUUUAAUUCACGUAAUAAUCUACUAAAUCAUAGGGCUCUCCACACCACCGAACCUACCAUUCGGUGCCCGAAGUGUCCGCAACUGUUCCGCACGACAAACCUGUUAUAUAAGCAUCAGGUGUCCCAACACAACAGGAAAGCGGGCCCAUUGCGCAAAGACUACCGUUGCGAACGCCCCGGUUGUCAAUACACGGGUACAUUGGCUCAACUUAGAAGCCACACUACUCUUCAUACGGGGGAAAAGCCAUUUGCAUGUGAUUGGCCUGAAUGUGGUAAACGGUUCCGAUUGAUGCCCGGAUUGACUGAUCACAUGAAUAAUCAUCAAAACAUUAAGUCUUAUGCGUGUCAUUGGCCCGGAUACAAACAACACUUCAGACUAUUGUCUCUACGAUUGGAUCAAUUGAGUGACAAACAAACUGAAGAUACGAAUGAAUCACAAAAACCACAACAAAAGAGAUUACAGAAGAAAACAACAAAAACACCUCAAAAAGUGGUGAAACGAGAAGACAAUGAUUUAGGAGUUGUUGUCACUAAUGAAGACUCGGACGAAGAGUGGAGGCCAUCGACUGCCAGUCGGACGCCUCGGAAGGGUUUGAAAGGGAAACGGCAGCCAAUAGUCGACAAAACUCUGGCCGUCUAUCAGUGCGAUCACGAAGACUGUGACUAUUGCACCCAUUUGUGGCCAAAUCUGGUCGCACACCGAAAAACACACGACAAUAUCAAGAGUGAAGCGACUCAAGUCGUACGGCAAGAGCCUCCGAAGCGCCGGUGCGUUGAGUCGACCACCGAUUCCUAUGUCUGCGAUGAGUGUCAGCGAGGGUUCAAAGGAGAGGCCCAUUUGCGGCAACACGUGAUUCACGCGCACACAAAGCCGGACGUGCGCUGCGAUUACGCCGAUUGCGACAAACGGUUCAGAACACAGAACUCGAUGAGAAGACAUUGCGGACACUCUCAUAAGGGCCACAAACGGCGCAAGUCGUCCACCACUACGACUGUGACUCACGUGUGUCCGCACGAGGGCUGCGACCGUCGGUAUAAAAUUAAACAGCAAUUGGACCGGCAUUUAGUCGCUCACCAAACGGUACGUCCGUUUGCCUGCGAUUUCGAGGGCUGUACUAAGAGUUACGAAUCGGCCAACGGUUUAAGAAGGCAUCAAUUGAUUCACUUUAGCAAUGGAUCCGCUGAACAGCGCGAAGACUAUCAGUACAAACGGCUAAAAGAGAUGAGAAAGUUGUCGUCCAAGACAUCGGAAACUUUUCGAUGCGAUCGCGAGGGCUGUGAGUAUCGGACAAACGUUUACACGAAUCUGACGGCACAUCGGAUGACGCACUACAACGCGGCCACAGAAGCGAAGCGAGUGCUGCGUCGGGAUCUGAAGAGGCGUUGCUAUGACUCGGCCACCAAUACCUACGUCUGUCAUCACAUCGGGUGUCAGAAAGUGUUCAAAUUGUUGGAUCAGUUGCGCGGACACGUUAUCGUUACCCACAGCCCGCGCAACAUUGUCUGUGAUUACGCCGAUUGCGGCAAAGUCUUCAAAUCUAAGAAAGCGUUGAGAACGCAUUGCCAGCAAAAUCACGCCAUUCGGCAGUUUGUGUGUCCACACCCGGACUGCGGCCGUCGAUACCCAUUGAAUUAUCAAUUGAAGGUACAUUUGGAAACACACGUAACGGAGCGAUUGUUUGCUUGCGAUGUCGACGGCUGUCACAAGAGAUUCAAGUCGGAGAAGACCGUUAAGAACCAUCAAUUGACUCACAAUACAAAACCAACCGUUAAAUGCACUGUCGAUGGAUGUACUGAACGAUUCUUAACCCAGCAUUUCAUGAUUAGACACCGCAUAUCUGUCCACAACUUUAAGCCCUACGACACGAAAAAGAACACGUUUACGUGUCAGUGGCCGGGAUGUGAGUACACGAGCCAUUAUAAGCACCGGUUGGACACACAUCAGAACAGCCAUACGGGUGAGCGGCCCUUCAUCUGCGAGUGGCCCGACUGUGACAAAGCCUUCACAGAUCCGAGUGGUUUGCGGACACAUAUGAAUAUACACCAGAAUGUGCAGCCAUUCGCCUGUCAAUGGCCCGGAUGUACGUACAGGUCAUCCGAUCACUCCUCCAGAUAUAAGCACUACAAAAAAGUUCACAAAAAGUCUCGAAGGGGACCGACACUUACCCUAAACCCAUGGGCUGAGGGACCAGAGGUUCCAAUCGCUACCCGAACCCAUGGCUUCAGGGAUAACAGGGUGUCGACCCCUACCAGUGGUGGCCAACCAGUGGUCCAAACAGUGGACUCCAAGUGCUCAAGAAGCCAGUGGUCGACACAACCCAUCACUUGCCUGACGGCCAUCGGCUCAUACCAGGGGUCGGCGAAGACGGCCGUCGGGAGUGAAGCUCAACGCGUCCCACGCGGGAAGACUCCCGACAUUCAAACACUACUCACUACUGCCGUCGGGAGUGAAGCGAUACGCGUCUCGAAAGAUGACUCCCGACAGUCAAACACUAGUGGCGACCGAAUAGAUGUCCGCCUCAUCGGGUCGGCGAAGAGUCGACUGACGGUCGGGAGUGAAGCUAAACGCGUCCCUCAGGGGAAGACUCCCGACAUUCGGACACUACUGCCGAUACGCGUCCCGACGGAUGACUCCCGACAUGACUGGACUUUAGGCGACCGUCGAUCGAGCGUUGUGGUCGACUCGAGUUCUGUCACUCACGACAGGCUCUGCACCCGAGACCACAGAAUCGGUAAACGAAUGCCAAAUGAAUCGACAGAUUCUUCUGCUGUGCGUAAAGUUCACGCUUUUUAG